UCUUCACCUCCUCCGCUCGACCCGGAACUCUGAGGAUGGAGACGUCAGUGAAAGCAGCCGAGGUUCUGUUGUCCCCCCGACCCGAGGAGGCGUCGCCCCCGGCGACGGUGACAUCACACGGCCCCUUCGACCCCAUGGAGGAGUUCAGCCGGCGGCUGCAGGACAUCGUCGGCCAGAAAGUUGCUGAGGAGACGAUGGAGGAGGAGAACGCCGACCUCACCGGUGCCGUGGCGACAGACGUUUCCCUCGUCAGGAAGAGUCUGGACGCCGCGUCGUCCCCCGAGGACCAGCUGGAGGCGCUGCUGCGCAAGUACGCCGAGCUGGCGGCGGCGCGCCGCGGGGACGAGCAGCGGCUGCGGCGGCAGCAGCGGCAGCUGAGCGGGAGCACGGCGGCACGCAGCGAGCUGGAGGCGCUGUGCAGGGAGCUGCAGGCACACUACCAACUUAUGAGGGAGGAGACGCUGCUGCUUCGCCGCGAGGACGAGGACAAGAGGACGGAGAUCACGUCCCACUUCACGGACAUGCUGACGGAGAUCCAGGACCAGAUCCAGCAGCACAGCAACCGGAACCACAAGCUCUGCACCGAGAACCUGCACCUGACAGACAAGCUGGAGGGAUUAAUGGCCCAGUGUGAGAGGAGGGAGGAGAACCUGGAGAAGAUCGACAAGCACCGCGACGUGCAGCACAAGCUAACGGAGGCUAAGCUACAGCAGGCUAACGCUCAGCUAGCCGAGGCCGAGGCCCGACACAAGAGGGAGAAGGAAUACUUACUGGUUCAGGCUGCAGAGUGGAAGCUGCAGGCUCAAACACUCAGAGAGCAGGGGACUGUCAUGCAAACUCAGCUGGCCCUCUACGGCCAGAAGUUUGACGAGUUCCAGGCAACGCUGGGCAAGAGCAACGAGAUCUACGUUCGUUUCAAGAAGGAGAUGGAUAUCAUGUCAGAGAAAAUGAAGAAUCUGGAGAAGGAGUCGGACCUGUGGAAGCUGAGGUUUGAGAACUGCAACAAGGCUCUGACCGGCAUGAUUGAGGAGAGAACAGUGAAGGGUAAAGAGUACGAGCUGUUCGUGGUGAAGAUCCAUAAACUGGAGCAGCUGUGCCGGGCCCUGCAGGACGAGAGGACGGUUCUGUACGACAAGAUCAGGGAAGUCCGGCUCAGCGGCGCCGCCGUCCCCGCGGACGGGUCGGAGGGUUCUGUCGUCCCCGCGGCCGAGUCAGAGGGUUCUGAGAGUUCUGAGAGUCCGGCCCAACCCGGGUUCCUCACCUCCCAGGAGGUUCUGGACCUGGAGCGGGCCGACCCGGGCCUGACCGAGGACAUGGCCCGGCUGAGGCGGGAGCAGGCCCGGCUGGACGCCUUCGCCGCCUCCCUGCUGGGCCCGGCGGAACCGGAGCAGAACCAGAACCAGAACCCGGGGCUGCCCGACCCGGAACAAGAUCCGCUCGCUUCUUCCUUCGUCAAGUUCACCAGCAAAAGCCCGGUCCAGGAGGAUUCUGGUUCUGACCCGUCUCAGGCGGUUAAAUCCGAGGGGGAACAAAGUCCCCCCGAGCCCACUCCGAAGGCUCCGGAACCAGAACCAGAACCGGUGACACAUCCGGCCCAGGACGAGAUCCAGCCGGGUCCAGAACCAACACCGGAACCCGAGACGGGCGAGCCGGGUCCAGAACCGGGUCCAGAACCAGGUCCAGAACCGGGAGCACCGGAGGUUCUGACGGCCAGCGAGCCGGUCCAGCAGCAGAAACCAGCCGAGCCCACGCCGGUACCAGAACCAUCAGAGGAUGGGCCCAGACCGACCGGGUCGUCCAAGAAACAGGCGCAGAAGAAGAAGAAGAAGGGCGGGAAGAGCGCUAGCUAACUAGCUAGCUAAACAUGCUAGCUAAAGGUCCGGAGUGUGUGUGUGACGUAGAGAUAGAACCGGUACCGGGAGUCCCAGUUCCUGCUGAAGAGUUCCUGAUCCGGCGUUGGCGGAUGGACACGCCCACUGACACGCCCACCACGUGAUGUCCCAGUUUAGACUUAGAGAGUUAGAGUUUAGAACUUAUUCUAACGGGGGCGAGGAAAGACCCGGUCCAUCAUCCUGAGACCAGCUGAUGUUUCAGUACCGAGAACUACACGAUGUUAGAACCCCAAUAAAGUAAAGUUUUAUCAAA
Cololabis saira (Pacific saury) is the source of this 2145-nucleotide messenger RNA. RefSeq names its product taxilin beta a (gene txlnba). The transcript has 11 exons. Lineage: Eukaryota; Metazoa; Chordata; Actinopteri; Beloniformes; Belonidae. Gene Ontology annotation, molecular function: syntaxin binding. The record is from RefSeq and is a predicted model, not a curated record. Bases 36 to 1850 code for a protein of 604 amino acids.